AACACUAAUCGUUCAAGUUUGACGGAAAUCAAAUUGCAGUAAGCGUAGAGAAUCCAAUAAGAAAAUAUCAAAAUAUUUUCGCGUGACACGGACUGUGUGUUUUUGAGAAACAAACAUUUAUUUAGCUCUGAAAUGCAGUGAAAAAAAUGAAAUAAAAAUUCUGCAAUUACGCGAACGAGCAAACGCGUUACGUUCAGUUGCAAAUGGUGCAAAAAUUCUAUAUGAAAGCAAAAAGUUUUAUUUACUUUAAUUAAAGAUUAGAAAAUACCAUAUUUGGUCAAGUGCAGAGAAUCAAAGAGCAUGAAAUCAACCUAUACGGCUGGAAAUUGAGCGAGGAAAAACAAAUUCUUUACUGUGCAAGGAAAAAGAAAAAUUAUGAAUCUGAUAAUGAAAUAUUGAAAAGCAAUUGAUGUUUACACACAAUAUAAUAAAUUCAAAACAAAAUAAAAAUUGUUAAAGUGUAGAUUGGAUGCAGCCGAAUUAUUUACAUAUGUAUAUGAGGAGAUAGGUACAUUUUUGUGCAAUUUGUGUAUUUUCAUUUUGGCCUGUACGAUACAUCCACUUUAUAUGUGUGUGCGUGAGUGUAAAUUUCUUAAAAAUUGUAAUAUUUUUUACUUGUAUCGAAUCGACAACGGAUCGCUAAGGAAUUUACGGAAAUAUUAAUGUAAUUUGGUAAUUUGUCACAUACUAAAAUAAUUUCGUUGCAUUUCUAUUGAAUUUUUAAUUAUACGCGCAUACAAUAUUCACAUUUACCCACUGGCUGGGCUAAGUAACUGGUUGGUCCACUCUGUGUCUGCAUUUUGUUAAAGAAUAAACUAAUUUCGUUCAUUCCGGCUUUUUAAUGUCGUCAUAGAAGCAAUAACAAGUACAACGUGAGUUGGUUUUACUUCCGCGAUUCUCGGGUCGUAUGUGCUUAGAAUUUCCUUCUAUAUACUACUCUGGCAUAAAAGCAGACAGUGUCUAAUUGCAUUUAAAAAUAAUUACUGCAGUUUGUUUUUGCAAAUCUUGAUUACCUAAAGCAGUUUUGCAUUAUCAGCUAAAAAACGAACAAAUCAUAUUUCGUGUGUUAAUAUAGUCCCUGGCUGUCUUAUUAUUGUUAUAUUUCACACGUUGCUGUUGGCGUCGACGACGACACAUUCACAAUAAUCAUGGCUGACUUUGAUCUAAAUGUGGAUAGCUUGAUACAGCGGCUACUUGAACCGUUUAAAAAGCAAAAGGAGGCUGAAGAGCAAGCGCAAAAAAUGCUUGUCGCUCAGCAUAUGUUGCAACUGCAAAAGGAACAGCAAAAAACCGAUGCACAAACGCCGAGUGAGGCAGAGGAUUUGCAGGAGCAGGAGCGUCGAUUACUCGAACAAUUUGCAUUGUCGCCGCCCAGUGAGACGCUCAUCUCGGAGGAGGGCGAUCAGAUAACGGUGCAUCAUCCUCGUGAAGAGCCCAAGAAGUCGAAAUUGAAAUUACGUGAUUUUUUCGUGGCUGAAUUUGUGCGCAGCUGUCGUGCCGGCAAGUCCGUACAAAUGUCCGAAGCCGAAGUACGCGGUCUCUGCUUGAAGUCACGUGAAAUAUUUCUACAACAACCCAUACUCUUGGAACUCGAAGCGCCACUGAUCAUUUGCGGCGACAUACACGGUCAAUAUACAGAUUUACUGCGUCUUUUCGAAUAUGGCGGCUUUCCACCGGCAGCUAAUUAUCUAUUCUUGGGUGAUUACGUUGAUCGAGGUAAACAAUCGUUGGAGACCAUUUGCCUGUUGUUGGCGUAUAAAAUCAAAUAUCCCGAGAAUUUCUUUUUACUACGUGGCAAUCAUGAAUGCGCUAGUAUUAAUAGGAUUUAUGGCUUCUAUGAUGAAUGCAAACGCCGUUAUAAUGUAAAAUUGUGGAAAACCUUCACAGACUGCUUCAAUUGCCUACCUGUUGCCGCUAUAAUUGAUGAGAAAAUCUUCUGUUGUCACGGUGGUCUGAGUCCCGAUUUGCAGGGCAUGGAACAGAUACGUCGCCUUAUGCGUCCAACUGAUGUACCCGACACCGGCCUUUUGUGCGAUCUACUGUGGAGUGAUCCCGAUAAGGAUGUGCAGGGUUGGGGUGAGAAUGAUCGUGGCGUGAGUUUUACAUUCGGUGUGGAUGUGGUGUCGAAGUUUUUGCAUCGACACGAGCUGGAUCUCAUCUGUCGAGCGCAUCAGGUUGUUGAAGAUGGUUAUGAAUUCUUUGCGCGUCGUCAAUUGGUAACGCUUUUUUCGGCGCCCAACUACUGUGGUGAAUUCGAUAAUGCUGGCGGCAUGAUGACUGUAGAUGAUACGUUAAUGUGCUCGUUUCAGAUCCUCAAACCGUCGGAGAAGAAGGCGAAAUACUUGUACAGCGGCAUGAAUUCAUCGCGACCAAAUACACCACAACGCAAUGCACCGUUAAUAGCAUCGAAUAAAAAGGGCAAAUAAUACAUCCAUCCACUUCCAUUUCCUUAAAAAUUAAUUAAUUACUAUGUUAAAUUAAAAUUCGAAAAUAUAAAUCAGAAUGCAAAUAAGCAGAAGCAACAACAGCAAAAAAGUAAUGAUAAAAAUAAUAAAAAGAAAAAGCAAACGAAACGCCGCGCUAGCAGCAAAUAAGAGAGAAGAUAUUCAAAAUUCAAGAGAAAAUAUAUAAAAAAAAAUAUAAAAAAAUACAAAAAACCAUAAAAAAAAACAAAAAAAAAAUAAUAAAAAACGAAUGAGUUUAACAAUGAGAUAUCAGCAAUUACAGCAACAAUAAUGCAAAAACAAUACAAAACAGGUUACAAGCAAAAAAUGUGCGAAGAAAAUGUGCAACAUAUAAACAUAGAGAAAGGGAGGAAAACGAAAGCAAAAACAAAAAUAAUAAAAUCAUAUACAUACAUACAUACAUGCAUUAAUUAAUAAAACAGCAAUUUACAAACAUUUACGAAAAAUAAGAUUUUAUUUAAAAGUAAAUAUGUAUAUUAUAUAUAAUGCUUGUAAAAUGCCUAACCACUGUCUGUCCGACAAAGUUAUAGCUGUAAAAAAA
This is a messenger RNA of Ceratitis capitata (Mediterranean fruit fly), 3006 nucleotides long. RefSeq names its product serine/threonine-protein phosphatase beta isoform (gene flw). The transcript has 6 exons. Gene Ontology annotation, molecular function: protein serine/threonine phosphatase activity. Lineage: Eukaryota; Metazoa; Arthropoda; Insecta; Diptera; Tephritidae. Gene Ontology annotation, cellular component: cytoplasm; nucleus. Bases 1149 to 2426 code for a protein of 425 amino acids. The record is from RefSeq and is a predicted model, not a curated record.